Phalaenopsis equestris is the source of this 1395-nucleotide messenger RNA. RefSeq lists its product as uncharacterized. The record is from RefSeq and is a predicted model, not a curated record. Lineage: Eukaryota; Viridiplantae; Streptophyta; Magnoliopsida; Asparagales; Orchidaceae.
UCUAGGCAAAAUCAAUGCCCCUAACUCAAAUAUUGAAUAAUAUCUACUAAAUUCUUUCAACCUAUUUCAUCCGGUUAGCUCUUAACCCGUUCAUAACCCAUAUCUACUAACUCCACUCCACUCCGCCGACGACCAUGCUUUCCGGCAUCUUAUUUCACGCCGCCGUCUCCUUCACCGCCGCCAUCCUCGCCUGCUUCCUCGACCUCCCCGUCCUAACACUUCGAGGUCUCCACACAUACAUCCACCCCGACUCACUCCCCGCCAACGAUGGAACCAAAGCCCUUCUCCGCCGCCCCGACGUAGUCGCAUCCUCCCUCCCCGAUCCCAAACGUAGAUCCCGAUCAAAGGAUUCCCAACUUGCUUUCGAUGAAUCCAAGGCCCAGCUCUUCCGCCUCCGCCUCGCCGAUUCUCUCCUGCCAUCUCGCCUCUUCUUCCACUCCUACCCCUUUCUUUCAUCCUUCAUUUCUCUCUCCAAUAUCGCUAUCUGCAUUAUCUUCCCGUUGUCCGAUCCCUUUGCCUCACUCUUCUUCGCCGCCGUUCUUAUUUCAGCUUCCCAUCUCCUCGUGUUGCUCCUUAUGUUUUCCCUCGAACGCUCCGCCUCCAGCAUCUCGGAGCGCCGGUUUAGCCUUUUGUCUGCUUUGAUCAGCUUCCUUUCAACGUUCGUCAUUCUUAUCUACUUAUCUCCCUCUGUCUUCGACUUCCGAGUCCCUGGUGCUGUUUCGCCUGCUGCAGCCUGCCUUGCCGGCUUCCUUGGCGGUAUUCUCUUCACGCCCGCUGGACGAGCAGCUCGGUCCUUUUGGCUUGGCACCGAUCAGUUGCGUUGGAAUCUCUCUGUUGUCUCCUGCGGAACAUUUGCCCGUGUAUUCCUCUACGCUUCCGUUAUCUUGAGCUUGUUCUCCUCGCUUCUUUGGGUCAAACCUUUAGCUUUGGCAGAGCAUUUUGAGGAUUGGAGAGUGUGGGCAUUGGCAGCAGCGGCUGGCUCACAACUUCUGGUGCUGCGCAAUAAUGUUCAGAUGUAUUUGAAUGAGCCGGUGUUGUGCUGGUACCAGCGGUUACAUUCCAGUAGGGUUCCGGACCUGGAUUAUGGUCGGGCAAAGGUUUUUUUACACAACCACUAUGUUUGUCUUGCUGUUAUUCAAUUCUUUGCAUCGCCAGUGCUGGUGUUGCUGCUUGCUGGGUUGUCUCAGAUUAGAGGUAAUUUGUUUGGUGGUAUUCCUUUUGCUGGUGGACUAAUGGAAUGCUCUGAUCUUGUAAAGGAAAUGGCUUUGUUUAUAGCCUGGUGGAUCAUGUUUAUUCGGUCAAUUUUGAUGAUGUUGUUGCUAGCGCUUCAGAGGUGUGGUUUUGCAUUUGUUUCAUGACUUCUAUGUCUUUCCAAUGAAAAUUUCAUUUUUUCUU